GACUCUGAUGAGAACCAAGAAAACUCUCUCCGCGAACGUUCCUGAUUUGCUCCACUUCAUCUGAACAUAGUGAGCAUCUUCUUUUCUUCAAGAAAGCGCUUCUUGUCGUCAUCCCUCUCUUCAGUUCCAUGUAGCCUUGAAGGGUUUCGUUAGUGACAGAGGAGUACUUCCUGAGCAUGGGAGGGAAUAACCGCUGCGUGGGUGCGCUAAACGUAGCCAGAAUGACCGUCACGCUGUUUGCAAGCUGCCUUUGCCUGAUCAGUUUCAUUCAGUUUUCAACAGGACAACCGUUUGCUGAUUUGGAAUGCGAGGUGAAAAAGGCAGCGCUAGCGUUCGGUGCCGAGCGCACUGGGACGAAUUUAGCGGCUCUGGAGAGGGGUCUGAACUUUGCGGACAAUUGCUCACACCAUCUUCCGGCGCAAGACGACACUCGUCCACCUAGCGAACACAUACCUCGUAUGUCAGCUAGCGCUCUUCGAUUGUUUGUAUCACCGAGUGGAGACGACCAUAAUCCCGGCACAACACCAGAUAAACCCUUCAGCACGCUAGCUCAGGCUCGCGACGCUAUUCGCUAUCAUAAACGACAACAGCUAGCGAGCAACUCGAGCAGUGUGUGGGCAGGUGCGGUGGUGAAUAUUAGCGAUGGAAAAUACUUCAUGAAGCAUCCAUUGCAUCUGUCUGUGGAAGACAGUGGAAGCGAAGACGCACCAAUACUCUACACGGCCUCGCGUCCGAAUGGCAAGGUUACUCUGAGUGGUGGAACACCGCUCACGUUGUCCUGGACAAAGAGCAAAACAAAUACAAACGUCUUCCAGGCCCAGGUACCAGAAGGCAUGACGUUCACCACUCUGUUCGUCAACGGCGUUCGGCAGAUCCGUGCACGCUACCCCAACGGUGAUCCUCAGCAGAUGUCCGGCGUGUGCUAUUAUGUCAGUCAAGAGGGCGACGAAGGUUGUCAAGGUUACGCCACGGCGAGCGGUGCAAUAUCCGAGGACGCCAGGCUUGACCAACUCUUCAAAGAUCGCCAAGACGGUAGCGUGGCGGAAGAUCUGGACGCUUCUCAAGACCUCCACUCGCACUCGACACUGCAGACAGCAGCAGCAGCAGCGCCCUCACCCAGUGACACGAUGAUAAGUGUGGAUAAACCAGUUCGUCCACAUCAUGUCACUGGUGAUGAUCACUGGCCAUCAUUCCACUAUCAUACGUACUCCGCUCUAGACGGUGUGCCCGGACUUCAGCCCGUCUACUCAUUCUGGAACGAUCCAUACCGUGAUCGGCCAAAGGGAAUCAAAUACGGCGCAGAGAUGGCCAACAGGACGGCAUCGUGGAGCAAUCCCAGUACCGGCGUUGUUCAUAUGUUCCACACUCAGUACUGGGGAAACUGGAUGUUUCAGCUUGACAGCGUGAAUACAAAGAAACACGAGCUGUAUUUUAAGUACGGUGGUUGGCAAGAAGCGCGCGGUGGAAAUGCUGGUAAGAAUCAUUACUACGUUGAGAACAUAGCCGAAGAGUUGGACUCGCCGGGAGAGUGGUUUUUGGACACAGACACAUCAACACUCUAUUUCUACCCCAACGCCACACAAUGUGCUGAUCUGCAGCAUGCUGAAGUGGUUGCUCCGCAGCACUUCAGUCUAGUGCAGUUACGUGGCAGCGGUUCCUCACGUCCCGUCAGGAACAUCCACUUUGCCGGUCUGACGUUCACUGAAACGCGUACCACGUUUCUGGAUUACUACGAGGUGCCGUCGGGCGGUGAUUGGUCGAUACAUCGCAACGCCGCGUUCUUCAUUCAAGACGCCUCGGACUGUACGGUGACGAAUUGUACGUUUGACGCGGUCGGCGGCAACGCUAUCUUCCUGUCCGAGUAUGUACGCAACUGCACCGUAUCGCACAACGAGAUCACACUGACAGGCGACAGUGCCGUCGUGGCGGUCGGGCGUGCGGGUAUGAUGGACGGCAUGCAGCCCUCGUACCCGGCCCGUAAUCUCAUCAGCAACAAUCACAUCCACGAUUUCGGUAUGUACGGCAAGCAAGUCUCCUGCUACUUCCAGGCGUUAGCCUGCGGGAACAUGUUCGUAGACAAUGUCUGUUAUAACGGUCCCCGUGCUGGUAUCAACUUCAACGAUGGCUUUGGCGGUGACACUCUCCUGCGCGGAAACCUGAUCUUUAACAUGGUGCGUGAGACCGAUGACCAUGGGAUGUUUAACAGCUGGGAUAGACAACCCUACAUCACGCCAGCACAGUGUACCGAUGGGCCGCCAAGUAUCGUGCCAGCGCCGAAUCACAUCACGCAGAACUUCAUCAUCAAUGGUUACGCAGGCCGCUGGUCUAUUGACCACGAUGACGGGUCGGCGUACUACAACAACAGUGGUAACUUUAUGGUGUUUGGCGGAGUGAAGGCAUACCUAGGGCACGACAAGAUGACCGGACCGGGCAAUGUCAUCGUCUAUCCGGGAAUACCCGCUCGUUCGGCUGGCAAACGUGCCUGUCAGUGUGAUGAUAACGGUGAGUUUGCCGAUCAGUACUACAUUGGUAACCAGUGCUUCACGCCCGAUGGUGUCUUCUACACGCUGUACAAAUGUGACCCGCAAACCCUCGCACAGCACGUCUUCCAAACAAGGAACAACCGUCACUACUCACCCCAGGCAAACUUCCGUGUGCAGUGCGGCAAGAAGACGUUUACGUUCGCCGAAUGGCAGGCGGCCGGCCAGGACUUCAAUAGCUCUGUGUCUGACCUACCGUCACCUGAGCAAAUAGUCGUCAUUGGCAUGAGUGUUUUGCAGCAAGUCUGAGAUAUAAAAUUAAUGAUCUCAGUUUUGUGCCAUUUUGUCGCACUUGCUGACUGUUUAAGAUCUGGUUACGUUGGUGGACCGUUGGUCAUAACUCGUAACAUUUUGUCCUUCUUCUUUUCACAAUAAUUUAAUUGGCUCACCAUCCGAGCUGAAUAUUGCACACCUGAUGAGCCGUCAUGACCUAUACGGCGAAACGUAUGUCGUUUGGAACUACUUGUUAUUGUACAUAACUAGUCCAUCAUACAUGAUAGUGGAGUUCAGUAGGAUGUUGACGUUUUGGUUUGUCACAAUUCGUCUUCGCUUAGCUUCCCCUUUCUACGUUUAUUGCAUAAACUUGAGCCUCCCAAGUUGGGUGGUCUGUUG
This is a messenger RNA of Sycon ciliatum, 3152 nucleotides long. RefSeq lists its product as uncharacterized. The record is from RefSeq and is a predicted model, not a curated record. The transcript is spliced from 4 exons. The coding region runs from base 177 to 2789 and encodes 870 amino acids. NCBI's taxonomy places the organism in Eukaryota, Metazoa, Porifera, Calcarea, Leucosolenida, Sycettidae.